AUGACGUUAAGUGAAAGGAUAUCCCCACCGCCUCCUCCCAUGGCCAGGGCUGCACCCCCACCAUCCUACGCUCCAGCGCCUGCCCGUGCCCCUCCGUCCGCCAUGGCUGCCCCAGCCGCUGCUGCUCCCCGGCAGCCAGGCAUGUUUGCGCAGAUGGCCACCACAGCCGCGGGGGUAGCCGUUGGCUCAGCCGCAGGGCACAUGAUCGGCCACGCAAUGACUGGAGGGAUGGGUGGAGGCGGGGGAAGCCAGGAGGCUGCCAAGCCUGAUGUCACCUACCAGGAGCAGCCCCAGCAGUACCAGCAGCAGUACCAACAGCCACCCAUGUACCAGCCAGCACAGUAUCAGCAGCAGCCCCAGUCCAUGUUCCAGCAGGAGCCUGCUCCACAGCAGGGAACCUGCUCCUACGAGUUCAAGCAGUUUAUUGAGUGUGCUCAGACCCAGAGUGACCUGAAACUCUGUGAAGGCUUCAGCGAGGUGCUCAAGCAGUGCAAGUUAUCCAAUGCAACCAGUGAUCCGGGUCAACAGCAUCAAUGUAACAGUAUAACUUUAAACCGUCCCCUCGACACAGGCGCGAACCAGGGACCCUCUGCACACAUCAACGACGGUCGCCCACGAAGCAUCGUUACCCAUCGCUCCACAAAGGCCACGGCCCUUGCAGAGCAAGGGGCAACCCUACUUAAAGUCUCAGAGCAAGUGACGUAACUGAUUGAAAUGCUACUAGCGCGUACCCGCUAACUAGCUAGCCAUUUCACAUCCGUUACACUACCACACAUGCCCCCUGGAGUCCCUCUCAUCUGUCUCCAUCUCAAUGACUUCACUAAAUCACUAAAUCACUAAAUUCACUAAAUCGAUCAAGUAAAAACUACAAAAUAUGUAAAAUGUUCCCUAAUGUAAUGUUUUUUUAUUUUCCUCCACAGGGAUGUCCUGAGGGAGACGAACAACCCCAUCAACGCUGAACACACAUACACACAAUACUACUAAACAAGUCAUUUGUUUUGACAGUUGAUCAAAUAACUUAAUCAUAUGAACAAUAAAAGCAUUUCUCAGGUUGAUGCUGUGAAGCUUGUAAUAAGUUAUGUUUAGAUUUUUUUUGCCCUUUGUCCACCCAUUUCCAUCAUAUCUGGAUUAGGGUUGUACAGUCACAAUUUGCUUGUAACAAGCAUAGGAUCUAAUAAAGCUGAUGUGAAUCACAUUAAAUAA
Molecule: messenger RNA, 1203 nt
Organism: Salvelinus fontinalis (brook trout)
Lineage: Eukaryota; Metazoa; Chordata; Actinopteri; Salmoniformes; Salmonidae
Product: coiled-coil-helix-coiled-coil-helix domain-containing protein 2-like
Exons: 4
Coding region: 1-705 (234 amino acids)
Biological process (GO): positive regulation of transcription by RNA polymerase II; mitochondrion organization
Cellular component (GO): mitochondrion; nucleus
Molecular function (GO): sequence-specific DNA binding
Source: RefSeq, a predicted model, not a curated record